This is a messenger RNA of Drosophila takahashii, 646 nucleotides long. It is a transcript of the gene Obp58c, whose product is annotated as Odorant-binding protein 58c. The record is from RefSeq and is a predicted model, not a curated record. Gene Ontology annotation, molecular function: odorant binding. NCBI's taxonomy places the organism in Eukaryota, Metazoa, Arthropoda, Insecta, Diptera, Drosophilidae.
AUGAAGACCACAGUUCUGUUGAGUUUUUUCAGCCUCAUUUGGUUUGCUGACGGAAUCAAAAUCGAUUGCGAAAACACGGAGGCAAUCAAUGAAGAGCACAUCCAUUAUUGCUGCAAACAUCCCGAUGGACACAACGAUAUAAUAGAGAGCUGUGCCAAGGAACACAACUUCAUGGUGCCGAAUCAAAACGAGGAGGCAUUGGUAGACAUCACAGCGGAUCGGGCAAUCCGAGGCACUUGUUUCGGCAAAUGUGUCUUCAGCAAACUGAAUCUCAUGAAGGACAACGCCUUGGACAUGGAAGCUGUGAGGAAAUAUUUCACUGCAAAGUUCCCCGACGAUCCGGAAUAUGCCAAGGAAAUGGUCAACGCCUUCGAUCACUGUCACGGCAAGAGUGAGGAGAAUACCGUCAUGUUCCUGUCGAAGCCCCUCUUCAAGCAGAUGUCCGACCAGAUGUGCGAGCCCAAGUCCAGCGUCGUUCUGGCCUGUGUGAUCCGUCAGUUCUUCCACAACUGCCCGGCGGAUCGAUGGUCCAAGACCAAGGAGUGCGAGGACACCUUGGCCUUCAGCAAGAAGUGCCAGAACUCGCUGGCUACUCUGUAAAAAUGUUCUAUAAGGGAUUUUGCCAAUAAAGAUCAUACAAUUUAAA